This is a messenger RNA of Brenthis ino (lesser marbled fritillary), 1893 nucleotides long. The record is from the annotation of a GenBank genome assembly. Lineage: Eukaryota; Metazoa; Arthropoda; Insecta; Lepidoptera; Nymphalidae.
AUGAUGUUCUCCUGGCCGAUUCCGGCUACGGCGGCCAAUCUCAUUGAGACUAGCCAACUGCGUAGGAGAUAUUAUAGUGCACAAGUGUACGCGCAAACGCAGGUGCACUCUAUUCCUGUCACUCUCAUACUCCGGUGGGACGACCACUCGACACAACCGCUCCCCGAAGCUUCUAGAAAAGGAUCUAACGGCCCUUCUAUCAUCAUCGACGCACAGUGUUUAGUGUUCAGUGGGUCUCGGCCGGCUGCGGGACCCUGCGUUACACUGGCCAGUCAGAGUCGGCACAACAUUUCAAGGAUCUUGGACUCCAUUGUAGGCGCUGCGAGGUAUUGCAUUGGUUACGGGCACGAUUCCGAGUGCUCGAGUGAAAGCCGGGUUGUAAUAACUGGGCUCGCGUGGCGUGCGCAGUGCUGCGAGAGCGAGAGGGGAGACAUGGCGGCGCCAGAGUGCGAGCGGGAGGCACGCAAGCGGCGCGAGCGUCGCGACUCGGGGUGCGCGCACGAGCGUAAGGAGCGCAGGCCACACAGCGAGGAGCGGCCACCACCACCACCACCUCCUCCACCCCUACACGAUUAUAAUAGACUUGAGUCUGAACGUCGAGCUGAGCGAUUGUCACGCGCAAGACGCCCGCAGUACGGCGGCAAGAGACGCAGAGCGCCUGCACGCUUUCCCCGACAACCUAAAGAGAACGACAGGCACACUGAUGAAACUAGAAGCGGUACACCACCGCAUUUCGAAUAUGUUGUGCAGCAGAAACCUGAAAUAAGUGAAGAAAGUGAAGGGUCGUACACCGACGGCGGUGUAAGUGUUCGUCGUGAGGAAGCAGAGCACGCACGACGCGAUGAGCGAAGCGAGCCGCCCCGGCGCAGCCAGCCUAGCCCGGACCGUCGCGUUGAGAAACUUAUUAAGAAGAUAAAUCUGCUUAAGAAAAACAUUACAAAGUACGAAAGUGAUUUCGAAGCUCAAAACGGCCACGCUAUCACUCAAGGCGAUCGUAUGACGGACGUUCAUUUGAUCCGCAUGUACGAGACACUACGACAAUUGCAAACAGAAAAACGUUGUAUUAAGGCAGAUCCAGUGGAAUAUGCUCUAAAAGUCCAAGCAGCGAAAUUACAAAAGGAGCGGGAUGAUAAGCUUGACGCGGCAUUAAAGAGCGACAAGUCUAUGGCCGAAGUUGUAAAGGAUAUUGAAGAGUGGGUAGAAGGUUGUCGCCAAGCGUCAGGCAGAGCAAACAUCCCGGAAUCAAACUGGACACCAGCUCAAUUAGCCGCGGAGAAAUCUUGCGUCCAAAGAGCUCUAUUACGUUUAGAGGCGGCUCGGGGAAGACCCCCGGCCCAUUCCGUAGAACGUGGCGCUGCCAGACAUUUGUAUGAGAGAUAUAGAGCUGUUAAACGCACUCUAGCUACUUUCAGACCUGACGCCAUAAUUGGCGGAACAAAUGGCGAAUUGGCCACUAUCCACGAACACGAAACGAUGCUGUUCAAUACAAGCGUGGACAGCUCCAGCGAUUCACAAGAGAAGCCGUCUGACUCUUCGCAGGAAACCGUAGAGACUCCACUUCAAUCACCACCAACUCGUGAGGGUGCAGAAGAAAUGCCAUCGUCCACGUCAUCAGCGAAAUCUGUAACCACCAGCGAUGAAACUACUCCUUUAAAUGAAGGCUUACAUUGUCUUGGAUUAGAUGACCUCGGUAGAGCUCUCGCUGAGGCUAAAAUGCUUAAAUGUGUACUUCGCCGAAGCAUUAAAGAGUAUGAAGUUAACUUCGAAGUGCAAAACAGUAGAAAAGUCCAGAGAGACGACAAGAAAGGCCGCGAAGAAGAAUACCAGCGAUACAAAACCGUUAAAGCCAGGAUUAAAUUGCUCAACGCUCUUAUAAAUAAACAAAAAACUGCU